AAAAAGUUAUGUUAUAAACAUAAUAAGUGAGUGGGCAUCAUGAAAGUUGUAUUGCUGGCGUUUUUAUAUGGUCUUUUGGGAUUAUUAUCAGGACAAGACAAUCCAAGUAAAGAUGAUAUAUUUUAUUUAACAAAUUACACAAUCAACGAGAAACUGAAACAGGAACCACAUUUCUAUAAUACGUCUAUCAGAGACUACAAAGCAGCUGUGGGUCAACCUGCAUACUUACAUUGCUUUGUGAAAAAUUUGGGCGAUCGUGAAGUAUCAUGGAUACGUAAGAGGGAUCUUCAUAUUUUAGCUGUGGGAGUGCAUGCUUACAGUAGAGACCCACGCUUCGCAGUGAUACACACAGAGGGCUCUGACGACUGGGUCCUGCGCGUUGCUAACGUUCAGCUCAGAGACACGGGCGCCUACGAGUGCCAAGUUUCAACAGAGCCCAAAAUGGGAAUUACCUUCUGGCUCACAGUAGAAGUGUCUAAAGCAGAAAUCACUACGGGAACGGAAGUGCUUGUUCGCGCAGGUUCUGAUAUUAACCUCACGUGUCGAGUUGCUAACGUCGCCGAACCGCCCAGCUUUAUCUACUGGUACCGUGAUACGAACAUGAUCAACUACGCCUUGCGGGGCGGCGUCAGCGUAGAAACCGACCAACACUUACGUACCAGCCGGUUGCUCGUCGCGCGAGCAUCUACGAAAGACUCCGGCAAUUAUACCUGCGUCCCAAGUAAUUCAGAUACGGCGUCAAUAAUGGUGCACGUUGUAAACAGCGAGCGGCCUCAAGCUAUGCAAAGCGGCGUAUCAUCCACUCCGGCAUCGAGUGUACCACCCAUACUUCUCAUAUCGGCUGUCGUCAAUAAAACCAAAAAUCAAUUUCUUUCAUUUCUCAUACAACUUAUGAUACUUACGUAG
Papilio machaon (common yellow swallowtail) is the source of this 906-nucleotide messenger RNA. RefSeq names its product zwei Ig domain protein zig-8. Gene Ontology annotation, biological process: synapse organization. Bases 40 to 906 code for a protein of 288 amino acids. Gene Ontology annotation, cellular component: neuron projection membrane. The record is from RefSeq and is a predicted model, not a curated record. The transcript has 7 exons. Lineage: Eukaryota; Metazoa; Arthropoda; Insecta; Lepidoptera; Papilionidae.